Messenger RNA from Pseudopipra pipra, 9601 nucleotides. It is a transcript of the gene FBH1, whose product is annotated as F-box DNA helicase 1. Gene Ontology annotation, molecular function: 3'-5' DNA helicase activity; ATP binding; hydrolase activity. The transcript has 22 exons. Gene Ontology annotation, biological process: double-strand break repair via homologous recombination; replication fork processing. NCBI's taxonomy places the organism in Eukaryota, Metazoa, Chordata, Aves, Passeriformes, Pipridae. Gene Ontology annotation, cellular component: nucleus. The record is from RefSeq and is a predicted model, not a curated record. The coding region runs from base 3 to 3047 and encodes 1014 amino acids.
GGAUGAAGCCCUUCAAGAAGAGGCACCUCACGGCCCCCGAGUGCGAAGCCCUCGCCCGGAGCGCGGAAGGUUCGUCCGCCCUCACGCAGCCCCUGAGCCAGAGACGAGGGAGAGGAGACGGGAAUAAGGGCCUUCAUCCCGCCCACCGGCCACGGAGAUGCCAGGGAGGACAGGGCCGGCAGAAGAACAUCCUGGAUUUCUUCGGGAAAUCCCAGAAGGAACAAGCGGGUGCCAGUGGGAUCAAAGAGGAGCCGCGGGAUCCCUUUUUCCCGGGAGCUGACGAUUCCUUCAGCAGCCACACGGACCUCAGCAGCGACUCCUCAGCUCUCCUGGAGGGUGAGGACUUCGUGCCAGCUCCCAGGGGAAGCUCCAGGAAGCGGCCCCUUGCCGCCGCAACCUCGGGAAUUCUCGAUCCGGAGCAGGAUUUGUGGGGGGAGCCCGAGGAGAAGCCGCCGGUUCCUCCGGAGCUCGGCCAGGUCAAGCAGGAACCGGAUGACGUGGAAGUGGAGCCAGUCCCUGAUCCACACUACGGACUCCUGGGCACUCGGAACUGGGAAGAGCCUCAGGGAAACCUGGAUGAGCUGCCUGUGGAAGUCCUCAGGCACAUCUUUGCCUUCCUUCCCGUGACUGACCUGUACCAGAACCUGAGCCUGGUGUGUCGCUGCUGGAGGGAGAUAGUCAGGGAUCCACUGUUCAUUCCCUGGAAAAAGCUGUACCACCAGUACCUGAUGAGGGAGGACUCGGCCCUGUGCAGAGUUGAGCAGAUCCUGCAGGAUUUCUCCAUCACAAAGGAGCAGGAAGGAUGUGUCUUGGGGCUGAUCAGGUUGGUGUCGGCCACGCCCAUCAGGGGGGAGGUGGAUCCCGGCGCGGUUCUCCGGUGUUUGGGAAGCCACCACCUCUUCUCCAAGGCCCAAGUGUGCGUGGCCAACAAGCUGCCCCACCUGCAGAGCAAGACAGGGGCUGAGAACAUGUGGGCCAUCGUUGCAGUCAUGGUGCUGUUCUCCGACAGCGUCGGCGACAUCCAGAGGCUGCUGGAAUGUCUGAGGAGACCCCUCUCCAACCUCUCCGUGCUGGAGGUGACCGAGGUGCUUUACUGCAUUGCCACGCUCCUGUUUGCCAUGAGGGACAGGAAUAUUCCCAUCACCAACAGGAUCCAUUACAACGUCUUCUACUGCUUGUACCUGAUGGAAAACUCCUCUGGAGCCGUUGGGAAUGUGGAAGAGGAAACGCUGGCUUCGCGCUGCCGGCAGGACUUGUGGUCCAGUUGGGACAAGGUCAAACUGACCCACGAGCAGCAGAGGAUUUUGAAUCACAGGAUUGAGCCCGGGCAGAUCGUGAAAAUUAUGGCGUUUGCAGGCACGGGGAAAACCUCCACCUUGGCCAAGUACGCGGAGAAAUUCCCGGAGCUGAACUUCCUUUACGUGGCCUUCAACAAAGCCGUGGUGGAGAAGGGGAAAAGGGCCUUUCCCAGGAAUGUCACCUGCAAGACUUUCCACUCCCUGGCCUUCGGGAGCGUCGGGAAGCACUACAAAGAGCGAGGGAGGCUGAACUUCUCCAAGAUGUCCGUGUUCUCCGUCAGCUGCCUCCUGCGGAACCGCGAGGGCCAGGCCCUGUUCGUGAGGGGGAAAACGGUCUCGCAGACCCUGGAGAGCUUCUUCGCCUCCUCGGACGAGGAGAUCUGUGGGGAGCACGUGCCCGUGUGGUUCAAAAACACCCACGGGGACUGGAGGCUCGUCAGCCCCGCGGAAAAGAGGAUCAACGUGGAAGAGGCCAAAGAAAUAUGGCACAACAUGAAAAAGCUGGAUGGGGACGUGGAGAAGAGAUACAAGAUGACUUGUGAUGGAUACCUGAAGCUGUGGCAGCUCAGCAAGCCCAAGCUGUCGGGAUACGACGCCGUUUUCGUGGACGAGGCCCAGGAUUGCACUCCAGCCAUCGUGGACGUGGUGCUGUCCCAGCCGUGCGGGAUCAUCCUGGUGGGAGACCCUCACCAGCAGAUCUACACCUUCCGCGGCGCCGUCAACACCCUGCAGGCCGUGCCCCACACCCACGUCUACUACCUGACCCAGAGUUUCCGAUUUGGUCCCGAGAUUGCUUAUGUUGGAGCAACAAUCCUGGAUGUUUGCAAAGGGAUCCGGAAUAAGACGUUGGUGGGUGGGAACCAGAAGGGCGCCGUCCGGGGCUCCCUGGAAGGGAAGAUCACCGUCCUUUCCCGCAGCAAUUCCAGCGUUUUCGACGACGCCGUCAAACUCACCGGGAGGGACAGACCCAUCCCAAUCCACGUCAUCGGGGGCUUGGCUCGUUUUGGCCUGAGCAGGAUUUAUGACAUUUGGAAGCUCAGUCAACCUGCAGAAGUCAGGGAAAAAUCCAACCUGGUGAUCAACGAUUCCUUUCUCCAGAAGUGGGAAGCUCGGGGGUUCUUUGGAUUGAAGGAAUACGCGGAGCACGUGGACGACCGAGACCUGGCCGGGAAGAUUUCCAUCGUGGAGAAGUACAGGGAGCGGAUCCCGGAGCUGGUGCAGAGGAUCGAGAGGUCCCACGUGUCCCAGGAAUCCCUGGCGGAUUAUCUCAUUGGGACUGUCCACCAAGCCAAAGGCCUGGAAUUCGACACCGUGCUGGUGGCCGAUGACUUUGUGAAGGCCCCGUGUGGGAGCGACGCUUCCCAGAGGAGAACCAACCUGGCCAUUGGCGCCGUCCCGGAGGACGAGUGGAACCUGCUCUACGUCGCCGUGACCCGGGCAAAGAAGUGUCUCCUGCUCUCCAAAUCCCUGGAACACCUCCUGGCCCUGGCUGGGGAGCAAUUCCUUCGGGUGGAGCUGAUGAGUGAGGCUGCCAAGGCCGGAGCAUCCCAGACUUGCUGCGUGUCCAGAUGCACAAACAUGUUGGAUCCCAGCUCCAGGCUGGUUGUGAGGAAGCUCCCGUUGACUCACAGCAACGGCAGCCGCGAUCCCGGGGGAUUCCUGUGCCAGCCUUGCACCCGGCAGCGCUUUGGCUCCCUGGCUCCACUCACCUCCUUCCCAGCGCUCCAGGAACAGCCCUGCCAGCUCUAGGGAAGCCCUCCCAGCUUCCCAAAGCCCGUUGGCACAUCCCAGCUCAGGAACCGGGUGGAUAUUGGAGCAGGAUUUGGAUGGAUAUUGGAAUGGGAUUCCAGCCCGGCUCCGGAGGAACCCCGUAGGCUCUGGGAGACCUUCCCUGCAGCCCUGCCUUGCCUUCCAGGAGCUGGGAAGCAGAAUAUUCCAAAGAAUGUGCACUUUAAGAACUGGAUCAGCAUUAAUUUUGGAGCAUUAUCCCUGUGUACCUCUGUCACAGCGACCAAACUUCCCUGGAUAUCCCUCCCUCCUCCCUGACGUCAGCACUCCGUGAAAUCCCUCUGAUCCGCUGGAAGAAGAGGAAAUGCAACCCUGGAAAGCUCCCAAAGGAACAGGCUCUUUCUGGGAAAUGGACUUUCCCUGGCCAGCAAUGGGAGGAAAUCAUUAAUCCCUCUCAGGGAAUGAAUUCCCCUUCCUGGCAGCCAAGGGCUUUCCCAGACUUUGCUUCCCUUUUCCCAGGACCGAACCGUGAGGGAAGAACUGCUCUGGUUUGACCCGGAGACAAACUGGAGAGAGUUUUGAAUCCUAAAACUCCAUUUAUAACCAAAAAACAAAAAAGCCUUAAAACUUCCUCGUUUUCCUCUUCUUUAACAAGUGCUUUGGCUGCAUUGAAUUCCAGCUCUUGGGAAGAUCCUGGUGGAUCGUGCUCCGUUGUGCCGCAAUUCCAGAGCCUGUGCCAUGGAAGAGCGAAACCGAAAGUGGUUCUGGAAGGGAUCUGCCCUUGGAUCCAGGCCCGGAGCUGGAGGAGCCUCAUGCAUCCUGUUAUUCCCAUGGGAGCUGCUGGAAGGGCUUGACUCCAAGAGCGCGUUCCCUGCUCUGCUCACCCUGGGGGCAGGAAUUCCCGCUUGGAUUGGGACGUGGACGUCGGAGCAGGAACCUCCGGUGCUCCAUCCCGUGGGAGAGAGGCACUUCCAGCUUCCAUGGCUGGAGGGUCUGGACUGUCACACAUCCAUGGUGCCGAUUCCUUCCCCACAAACAGGAGGACAAAGCACAGCAGGUGGGAAAGAACAUGGAAUUUUGGGCUGUUGAUGGGAAUUCCGGUGCCCGAUGAGCCCUCGGUGCUGUGGAGAUGGAUUUCAUCCCGAUCCAAUCCUUCCCAAUCCCGGCCGAGACCCCCCCAGUCAGUUCAACAAUCAACUGCUCUGUGUGAUUUUAUAUAAAAUAUAUAUAUUUAUACAUAAAAAAAAGGCACCAGAGCUGCCUGUCCUGAAAUAAAGGAAAACAGUGGAUAAAAACCACCGAGGGAUGAAGGAAAACCACAGAGAGGGAAAUAUUCCCGGAGUCGCGUCCUGGAAAUAUUUUUCCUUGGAAUAUUUCCUAAGUUUGGUCUCUCGAGAAGUGUAAAUUGUAGUGAAAGUGCUCCGGGUUGGGAUCCCUGGGAGCAGCCAGAGCCAGGGGGGAUCAGGAAUCCGGAGCCUGGAUCGGUGCUGGAAGUGCUUCCAAAGGAUCCCUGAGCUGCGUCCGAGGGCGGAAUGGGGCUGGAAGCCUUGGCUGGAAAAGAGCAGGAAAGGGGUGAGGAUGUGUGGAGGGAUCUUUGGAUGGGCCCCUCUCCACCUAAUUCCCGGGAUCUCAGGGAAUUUGGGGGCAAAGCCGCUCUAGGGAUGGGGUUGGUGUCCGGUUGGGCAGCUCUGGAUGUGCUGCUGGAUAGGGAAUGGGCACUGCUUGGAGCAGGGAAGCUCAGCUUCAUCCCAAACACCCCCAAACGACCACAUCCCAGCAUCCCAAAGGCCCCCAUCCCAGCAUCCCAAAUGCCCCAAUCCUGGCAUCCCAAAUCCCAGCAUCCCAAACACCAACAUCCCGGCAUCCCAAAUGCCCAAAUCCCUAAUAGUCAAAUCCCAGCAUCCCAAACACCCAAGUCCUGGCAUCCCACAUGCCCAUAUCCCAAAAACCCAAUCCCAGCAUCCCUAACACUCAAAUCCCAGCUCCCAAGCACAAAAUCCCAGCAUCCCAAACCCCGUUAUCCCAAACAUUCCAAUUCCAGCAUCCCAAACACCCCAAUCCCACCAUCCCAAACACCCAAAUCCCAGCUCCCAGGCACAAAAUCCCAGCAUCCCAAACCCCAUUAUCCCAAAAACUCAAAUCCCAGUAUCCCAAACACUCAAAUCCCAGCAUCCCAAACACUCGAAUCCCAGCAUCCCACCCCCUCCCCUGGGACACAGACCCCCCCUCCCGCUCCCUGCCACCCCCCACCAUCCACAGGGGGCCAAUUCCUCCAAAUCCUUGCUCCCGAUCCCGGAAAACCCCCUCACCCGUGGGACCUGGAGCCGUGCCAUGCAUGGGAAUCACUGGUUCAGGCUGGGAAGAGCAGCCACGCGUCCCUUGGGAUGAGGCUGCUCCGUGUGGAGCUCGGGAUGUGCCACCGCUCAGAGAAGCCUCCAGCUUCCCUGGGAAGUGGGAUCCUGGAGCAUCCUUGGGGCUGUCGGGCGCACCGAGUUUGCCGGCUGCGGGCGCUCAUCCCGUGGGAACGAUCCCGGGGGGUGCCACCUCCUCAUUCCCGGGGGUGGGAGCCGCCAUGGGAAUGUCCCUGGGUGCCACCUCCUCAUUCCUGGGGGCCGGAGCCGCCAUGGGAAUGUCCCCGGGUGUCACCUCCUCAUUCCCGAGGGCUGGAGCUGCCAUGGGAAUGUCCCCGGGUGUCACGUCGUAGCCCUGCCGUGGGUGCCUGUGGAAGGGAGGAGGAGCAUCCCCAGCAUUCCAAGGCUUUUCCUCGGCUCUCAGGGAAGCGCAGAGGCCGAGGAAAACUCGUCCCUGGGGUGGGAAGAGCUGGUGGGGUUGGGAAUACUUACGUUUUCCUCCUCCAGCAGCAGCAGAAGGAGGCCACGAUUCCGGUGACCAGGAGCGCCGGGAACCCUGUGGAAAAGCCACAGGGAUGGAUGAGCGUCUUCCAGCUCAUGGAUGAGGGCACAGCCCGGCUCCAAACAAAACAGCUCCACAAAGAGCCAUAAAAACCUAGGAUGCAGUCCCAAGGUGCCCUCCCCACCCUGGCAGGGAUAAAACUGGGAAUUCUCUUUUCCAGGGAGAAGUUUGGGUGCUGCCUCCUUCCCACCUCGGUGACAUUCCCAGGGAAUAAAAGCUCCCACGGCCCCGAGGGCUUGGAAGCUUAAAAAGUAUGGAAAAUGAGCCCCUGCUUCCCAAAACAAGCUCGUCUUACCGAUGGAAUAGGCCAAGGUCUGGCUGGAAGCUGGAAAAGAAGGGAGAAAGCUUUUUUUUUAGCUGGAAAAGUCGGGAUAGUGGGAAGAGCGUCGCUAAGGAGUUUUGGGGAGAAGGAAAAAAAAAAUCCACUGGGAAAAGAAAAAGAGCUUUUUUUCCUGGAUGGAAUUAUCCCCAGGAGAGAGGGGGGGUAUAUUCCCGUGGGAAGCAUCCCAACCUGUGGCAUUGUCCGAGGGGGCGUUGGGCAGCGGGGUUGUCCCCUCUCCCGGUGUGGAUGUAUCCAGGGGUGUCCCAUCAGCUCCGGGCUUUCCCGCCGGAGAAGGGCUGGAAGUGGGGCUGGUUCCUGCAGGGAAAAGGGUGUAAAAUUCCAUUUGAAUUCCAUUUCCGAUUCCCAAAUCGAAAAACACAACGCCCCAAAUCCAACGGCCCCUAAAGCGGUGCCAUUCCAUGGGAUUUCAUGGAUACGGCCGCACCGCUGGAAUAUUUCGCUUCCCGCACCAUGGGGGGGGGUGGUUUGUGUCUCCCAAAAAUCUCGAAAUUUUUGAGUUGCUCACCCCUCCGGGUGGUGCUCUCCGUGUGCGGCUCCGUCGGGAUCACGGGGAUGGGGGUUUGUGGAGGAGGAGCCGCCGGGUCUCCUGUGGGAAAACACCACCAGAAAUCAGGGAAUAAACCCUCCGACCCCGGUUUGUUGGGAUGGGAAAGGGACAUCAUCCAAUACGAGGGACCGGGGGGUCACUCCACAAAAACAUCCCUCAGUUAUCCAAACUUUUAACCGUUUUUGGGAAUUAGUGUUGAUUGGUCCGUCGGUUCAUUAAUUAAUAUUCCAUCCUCUAUUGGUUAUUAAUUCUCACUCUAAUUAGUUCUAAUUAAUUAAUUCCAGUUAAUCCCCGUUUUCAGUCCUUUUACCAUCUUUUUUUUUCCCCAGAUGGAUCUUUUUUCCCAUCUUUUUUCCCCCCGGCUCCGGGAGCGCCGAAUCCGGCGAGCCCUAACCUUUGGAUUUGCUUUUCCAACCCCCGGAGCGCGUCCACCAUCCAUUACUUAUUCCAGGGAUUAAAUCUCCUCCCAAAACGCUGAACGGGGAAUACAACCCCUCCCCGCAUCCCUCGGCAGCGGAAUUCCCACUCCCCAGUUCCCGAUUCCCACAGGGAGCUCACGGAUGCACUGGAGCGUGGGGUCGGUCCAGCCGGGCCGGGCGGAUCCAUCCCGGAGGACGCACUGGAUGAGGUUGGAAGUCCCGGCUUUCCGCUUGUAUCCCGGGUCGCAGGAAUAGCGCAGCAGGGAGUGGAGCCCCGUGUUGUUCCCCACCUCGAUGUGGGCGUUGGCCACGGCCUUGGGGCGGCUGCAUCGCGCUGGAGAGGGAUGGAAAACACAUGGAAUCGCAACCGGGACACCAGGAAAAUGCCGGGAACGUCCUUGGAAGUGUCCGAGGCCAGGCUGGAAGAACCUGGGAUAGCAGAAGGUAUCUCUGCCCACGGCUGGAGCUGGAUGGGCUUUAUGGUCCCUUCCAACCCAAACCAUCCCGUGAUUCCAGGAAAUCCUGGCUAGGGGUGGAUGUAGGGAUUGGAUGCUGCCCUGGAGCUGGGAGAGCCUCAUCCGGCCUCCAGAAAUAAUCCGGGAUGGCUGUCUCUGUACACAGGAAUUAGAAAGGGAAAACUAUCCCUGGCAUCCUUGUGGUCACCUGGAGCAUAUCCAGGGAAUGGAGAAAGGGAAAACUGUAUUUUUGGAAUCUCUGUGGUCAUUUGGAGCAGCUCCUCCAAGGAUUGGGAAAGGGAAAACUUGAUUUCCAGCAUCCUUGUGGUCACUUGGAGCAUCUCCAGGGAAUGGAGAAAGGGAAAACUCUAUUUUUGGAAUCUUUGUGGUCACUUGGAGCAGCUCCUCCAUCCACCAAAGACUGUUUGUGGAAUUCCAUCCCCUUUCAGUCAUUCCAUCCCCAUUUUCAGACCAUUCCAGGACAGCAGCCCUGGCUCCAUCCGGCCACCAGCUGCUGCAUUUCCCCACCCCCUCCUUCCUUCCUUCGCUUUCCAGCCGGACAUGAAAAAUUCCAUAUGCUCCAUGAGUCCUCCAGCUGGUUCCCAGGGGGUUUUUUCCCUCCUCUGGAGGCUGCAGCUGGGAUCCAGCAUCCCGGGAUUGUGAGUUAUGGCUUUGCUUUUCCACUUCGGCCUCGGCUUGAGGCCGAUUUCCCAACAGGGUGUUAAAGUCUCGCCCCUUUCCUGGUUUCUCCAAGGUUAUGCCGGCACCAGGAUCCCUGCUGGAGCGUGGGAAUGGCUCAUCCAUGACCCCAGCUGCUGGAAGCGCCUGUAUCCCGAUGGGAGCCAGCACGGAGAGAACAUCCCAGGGGGAAUCUGCUCCGCCGGGGUGGAUCCCUGGCCUUGGAACAUCCCCAAGUGCCCGGAGGGAGUUCCUGGAAACAUCAACUCCGUGAAGCAGAAUCCCAGGAAACUGGGCUGUUCCACAACCCGCUCACCCAUCCCCAGACCCGAGGCCGUGCCAGGAGCAAGUGAAAAACUCUUCCAGUGCCAACUCCUGCAGGAAAUUCAGCCAGAGGCAUCCAAACAUCCUGGAAAAACAGGGGCCUGCCAAUCCUGUUUGUGCCUCCCAAUCCCUCCAAAGCGCUUUUUUUUUCCCCAGUUGAUUUGACUGUAAAAUAAUCUCCUCUUCCCAAAAAUUCCCGGCCCUUGGAUGACGAGACCCCGACGUCGCCGCUCUCCGGGAUCCCAAUCCGGCGUCUCGUGCCGUGGAUCGUUUGAUGAGCCAAAAUGCCAAGGGGGGGAAAGGGGAGGAAAUAUUUGGGGAAUCCCAUUUCCGGCCCUGGAGUUGCGUGGUCUGGAUUUGGGCUUUGAUCCCUUGGCGGGGAGUUGGGAUUUCCCAUGGAUGUGUCAGCCCAAGUGCCCGAGGAUUCAUCCCAUUCCUUGGCCAACAUCCCAACUGAGCCGCAGUGCCCGGUGCCAGCCUUUCCAGGAAAGUACCUCCAGCUGCCUUGUUUCCAUCCGAAUUCCCUGCAUCCUGCUGGGAUUAGAUAUCCAGCGAUCCCGAAUGAUGCCGGUGAGGAGGAGCUAAUUCCAGCAUGUUGGGAAGCAAAACACUGGGAACAAGGCCAGGGUAUCCCAGAUGUGGGGAUGUCAUUCCAUGUCCACCUCCAGCUCCGUGGGGAUGCACAACCACAGACACCGGAGAAUCCACACUGGGAAAACCUGACUGUUCUCCUUGGAAAAUCACCACCAAGAGGGUUUAUUUGGUCGGAAAACCGUAAGCCAAAAAAAAAGCUGGGAAAAGGGGAAUUUCGGAGGUCCGGACCCACGACUGGAGAGUUCACGAGGAACACUGAAAUCAUGGAAAUAAAUGAAACUUUCCCAUGUUUUAACUGAAAA